Molecule: messenger RNA, 879 nt
Organism: Penicillium vulpinum
Lineage: Eukaryota; Fungi; Ascomycota; Eurotiomycetes; Eurotiales; Aspergillaceae
Exons: 3
Coding region: 1-879 (292 amino acids)
Cellular component (GO): cytoskeleton
Molecular function (GO): actin filament binding
Source: RefSeq, a predicted model, not a curated record
AUGUCAUCAUCUGUGACUACUGUUGAACCGAAGCCAAUUGUUUCUGCCCUGAACACAGAAAAAGGCGGCAAUGGUGAAGUAAACAGACUGCAUCACAUUCCAAGGCCCACCAACAAAGAAGGAGAGCGACAGUGGCUUCUCGAGCAUAUGGCGGGCGCAUUCCGCAUAUUCGCCAAACUGGGAUUCUCGGACGGUAGCAGUGGCCAUAUCAGUGUCCGAGACCCCGUCGAACCCCACACUUUCUGGAUCAACCCGUACGGAGUACACUUCGCUCUUCUGAAAGUCUCCGAUAUGGUCCGGGUAGACGAAGAAGGGAAUAGGGUCGCUGGCGCAAAUAAACCUAUCAAUACGGCUGGAUUUAUUAUUCAUUCAGCAAUCCACCAGAGACGACCUGAUAUACAUGCGGCAUGCCACAUGCACAGUCCGUUUGGAAGAGCCUGGAGCACUUUCGGCAAGGGAAUUGAUAUGUUAAAUCAAGACUCUUGCAUGUUCUACAACGAUCUUUCGGUAUACCCAGCUUUUGGGGGCGUUGUUUUCGCAAAGGAUGAGGGCCAACGUAUUGCUGAUUACCUUGGGCCCAAAAAUAAAAAUUUGAUAAUGCAGAAUCAUGGCUUGCUUACUGCUGGAGGCACAGUCGCAGAAGCAGCGGCCUUUUUCAUCGCACUGGAGAGGGCCUGUCAGACCCAGAUCUUGGUAGAAUCUUCGACAACACCCGGUUCGAUUGGUGCAAGCGAAGGAGUCUUGAAGAAGACAUUAGUCGAUCACGAAAUUGCACUCUACACCAAGAAAGGAACAGGUACUCCUGAGGUAAUGUAUAUGCAAUUCGAGCCUGAGUACCAAUUGAUUUUGAAGGAGACAGGCGGGGAAUUUUUGCAUUGA